CCUAACUUUAUGUUUCCUGACCGCAGCUUCAGAUUUUUCGAGUCGACUUACACGCCAUGUCCUUCAAACUCUCGCUCAUUGGCCUGGUAGCCUCGCUACUGGCCAGCAUACCGAUUGUGCACGCUGCUGAGGAAUAUCCUUUACUUCCGACAUGGAAAUGCACGUCUUCGGGAGGCUGCGUACAGCAGAACACGACCGUCGUCCUCGAUAAAGACUCCAAACAGGCUGCCGGUGCUGCAGGAUCUAGAACAGCGGCCGACUACGCUGCUAUGGGAGUUUCGACCUCAGGAAAUGCUCUGACUAUGUAUCACUACGUCAAGACUGACGGGACGCUGAAUGCUGCAUCUCCUCGCGUAUACCUGUUGGGCGAUGACGGGAAGUACGUGCUCAUGAGUCUCCUCAACCAGGAGCUCUCUGUCGAUGUUGACCUCUCCGCCCUUCCCUGCGGAGAGAAUGGCGCCUUUUAUCUAUCAGAGAUGGCAGCAGACGGUGGGACUGGCGGAGCGGGAGGAGGAAAUGGAUAUUGUGAUGCUCAAUGCCAGGGCUACUGCUGCAACGAGAUGGACAUCCUCGAAGCCAACUCGAUGGCGACAGCCAUGACGCCACAUCCAUGCAAAGGCAAUACCUGCGAUAAAAACGGCUGCGGAUAUAAUCCGUAUGCGAGUGGGCAGCAUAAUUAUUGGGGGCCUGGCAAGACGGUGGAUACGAGCAAGGUGUUCACUGUUGUUACGCAGUUCGCGGCUAGCGGGGGCAAGCUGUCGCAAUUGACCCGGAAGUAUAUCCAGAAUGGAAAGCAGAUCGGUGGGGGUGGGACGAUUUCUAGUUGUGGUUCGGAAGGUUCGACUGGUGGUCUGACUGGAAUGGGUCAGGCGUUGGGUCGCGGAAUGGUUCUCGCAAUGAGUAUUUGGAACGAUCCUACGCAACAAAUGGCUUGGCUCGAUGCUGGUACCGAUGGACCUUGUGCCAGUGGACAAGGCAGCCCGUCGAACAUUCAGUCUCAGCAUCCUGACACUCACGUUGUCUUCUCCAACAUUCGAUGGGGCGACAUUGGAUCUACUACUAAGAAUUAG
Messenger RNA from Mollisia scopiformis, 1070 nucleotides. RefSeq names its product glycoside hydrolase family 7 protein. The transcript has 2 exons. Gene Ontology annotation, biological process: carbohydrate metabolic process. The record is from RefSeq and is a predicted model, not a curated record. NCBI's taxonomy places the organism in Eukaryota, Fungi, Ascomycota, Leotiomycetes, Helotiales, Mollisiaceae. Gene Ontology annotation, molecular function: hydrolase activity, hydrolyzing O-glycosyl compounds. Bases 57 to 1070 code for a protein of 337 amino acids.